Messenger RNA from Brassica oleracea var. oleracea, 1283 nucleotides. RefSeq names its product cysteine-rich receptor-like protein kinase 45. NCBI's taxonomy places the organism in Eukaryota, Viridiplantae, Streptophyta, Magnoliopsida, Brassicales, Brassicaceae. The record is from RefSeq and is a predicted model, not a curated record. Gene Ontology annotation, biological process: protein phosphorylation. The transcript has 5 exons. Gene Ontology annotation, molecular function: ATP binding; protein kinase activity. Bases 41 to 817 code for a protein of 258 amino acids.
CUCCAGAUAAACAUUGUCUUCGUCUUCGUUCUUUUCUUCCAUGGCUGUUACUUCGUUUCUUGACAACCUUUUCAGAAGAAGAAAGAAGAAGUAUAGAGACUCCAUUAGCCUUUUCGAAUACGAAUUUGAGACCAUCAGAGCUGCAACUAAUGAGUUCUCGGACCUUAUUGGUCGUGGCCGUUGUGGCUCUCUUUACAAGGGUAAUCUUCAAAGCGGACAAGAAAUAGCAGUCAAGAUACUUUGCAAUAGAUACUACAGAGAGUUUCUUAAUGAAGUUAAUCUUUUGCCAAAGCUUAGGCACAAGAAUCUGAUCCAUCUUCUUGGUUUCUGCUCUGAACAAGGCCAAGAUUUUCUUGUUUAUGAAUUCAUGCCUAACUCAAGCCUCGAUCAGUUUAUAUUCGAUCCAUGUAGAGCUUCUCAGCUAAGUUGGGAGACCUGUCGAAACAUUUUUGUAGGGAUAGCUCAAGGGUUACAGUACCUUCAUGAAGAAUCUGGCUUGCAGGUUGUUCACCUCGACAUUAAACCUAGUAACAUUCUUUUGGACGAAGAUUUUAACCCGAAAAUCACGGGUUUUGAAGUGGUGAGGCAGAUUCAAGAUGGCCAAAACAAAGCAGAAUCCACUAGACUUUUCGGUACUGCUGGGUAUAUAGAUCUACAUUUCCACCAAACUUUGCGUUUUUCUGCCAAAAAUGAUGUUUAUACCUUUGGAGUUACCAUCUUGACGAUCAUAACCAGAAGAAGAAUUCAUAGUUCGAAUGAAGAAACUCUAAUCCAAUAUGUGAGUUUAUAUCAAAGCAAGCAUGGUUUUGUCAUAUAGGCUCUGAGAUGCUGGACCAGAGGUGAGCCCAUCAAUGUGAUCCAUGAAGUCAUGAGAAAAGAAGACAGACAAGGCUCGAUAAGCGAAAUCUUGAGAUUCAUUCACAUUGCUCUGCUCUGUGUCGAUGUCAAUCCAGAUACAAGGCCCAGUUUAGAUGAAGUUCUUCUUUGGUUUAGUUGUUUCUCUACUCCUUUACCUGAACCAAGAAUUGGUAAUCAGUCUCUUGUAGAGGGAGAAACAAUUGAUUAUAUGUCUCUUGAAGAGAAAGAGUUAUUGUCGCCAUCUCCUGGAUAUGGCUCUCCUAUGUCACCCGUGUCUCCACGUUAAGGAGACUUAAGUGUCAUGGAGUGAAUUUAGUCUCUACUUGAAUGCUCUUUUUAUUUCUUUGUUGAGAGUUAAUAAUGAAGAUGGUCUGUGGGUUACUCUUAGAAAACAAAUAGAAUCCAGAUCUAUAUAUUUGAUUCGA